Helobdella robusta is the source of this 2331-nucleotide messenger RNA. RefSeq lists its product as hypothetical. The record is from RefSeq and is a predicted model, not a curated record. The transcript has 8 exons. The coding region runs from base 1 to 2331 and encodes 776 amino acids. NCBI's taxonomy places the organism in Eukaryota, Metazoa, Annelida, Clitellata, Rhynchobdellida, Glossiphoniidae.
AUGACAGAGAUAAAAUGCGAGCCUGACGGGGAUCACCAGACUCCACCACUAACAAGCAGACUCUCAGUCUUAUUUCCCACAGAAUGCCAUAUAUUGGCACCUCAGCCAGUCAAGCAUACGAAACUUCGUUUAUUCACAGUGAUAACCCUCCAGAUAACAGCCAGGGACCACGGUCUGCCCUAUCUUCACUCCCAUCUCAACCUUUCCGUAACCAUCAGGGACCUCCCAAUGCCUCCCAAAUACAAUUUCUUCGACAUCAACAACCCCACUGACGAUUUCGACAGCCACUACAGCAGCGAUAACAGCCACAACGACGAUGACGACGACGACGAUGACGUCUACAAUCAUAAAAACGAAACGAACCUCGGCGAAAAAUUUCUAAGACUCACACCCACCUUGUCAUCUAUGUUGAUGAUUCUUUCAAGCGUGUCGGCUCUCAGUUUUGUAGUAAUGGUGGCUUUCUUGGUAGCCACAGCUAAGUUACGUCGACGACAAAGACAGGAUUUGAACAGGAGACGUUGGCAAAAUGGUGGCUGUUGUGGUGGCCGUUGUGGCGACUGCAUUUUCUAUAAAAAUUGCUCCAAGUGCUUACCGUUGGAAAAAUUUUGUCACCGAAGAAGCUGCUGCUGCUGCUGCGGGCGUGAUAGCGAAAUAGUGGUUACUGGUAGAAACUGUGGUGGCAGUAGUAACAGUGUUGAUAAUAGUAACGGUGCCAGUGGCGUUAGUGGCGGUAGUGAGGUCGGUGGUGGUGGGCUGAAGUCAAAGGUCAAGCGUAAAAUGAGACGGAAGUCUAAGAAGAAGACUAACAACAACAACGAUGACGGUGUGCUAAACAUGAGCGAGAAAAUUAAAAACAUUAAAAAGAAAAAUACGAAUAAUGAUAAUAAUAAUAAUAAAGGUGACAACAACAACAACAACAACAACGACAACAACAACGACAGCAAUAAGAAGUGCAAAUCAAACAAGCAACUGAUCGUUAGUGAUGUCACGGGCGUAUCGUCGAAAGAUUGCAAAUCUAAAAAGGAGCCUACGCAGCUUAAAACAAAAUCACAACAUCUAACUAAUGCCGAGAACGCAGAAAUUGCUUUACAACAAUUGCAACAAAAGUCGCAGCAACAAUUGCAGCAACCAUCUCGGCAACAAUCGCAGCAACAAUCGCAACAACGAAAACCCCUACAGUAUUGCUCAAUGUUCAACCUCAAUAACAUAUCCCGAGUCAACAGAAACAGCAACAGCAACAACAUCAACUGCAACAACAACAACAACAAGAAAUACGCACGAAAGACGUCUGAGACCUUGAGUUACAAAGGCUGCACUAAUAACACUAGUCCAAUUUACGAGUGUAAAAACAACUUCAGGAAUAGAAACAACAAAAACAUCAACACUAAUAUAAACAGUAAUAACAAUCAUAACAUCAGCAACAGCAUGCUGGCAGGUAGUAUUCUAAAUCUGGCUAACAUUAACGAGCUGGAAAACAUCAACAGCAUUGAAGACAUCAACAUUCAACUCGACAGCUGCGACGAAGCGGAUUGCAGCAUCUACGCCAACAGCAAGCAUUCAACCGACAGCAAAACCAAUUACAUCAAUUACAACAUCGUUAGCAAUAGCAACAACUUUCUCAGCAACACGCUGGCAACUCUUAGCAAUGUGACAACUCCUAACGUUAAUGACAUCAGCGUUCUCAACAACAACAUCAACAACAUCAACAACAACAACAACAACAACAACAACAACAUCAACAACAACAACAACAUCAACAACAACAACAUCAACAUCAACAACAACAUCAACAACAACAACAUCAACAUCAACAACAACAUCAACAACAACAACAUCAACAACAAUAAUAGAGCAACGUUUUUAGCAACAGAAAAAGACGGUAUGCAGUCAUGCGGGGGUCCGAAGACAAGCCAAUUACGAAGGGAGCAUCUCAUGCUCCUCCGGUCUCACACACAUGUGAACUGUGACCUUGAACACCUGAACGAGAAAUUUUGUCACACCAUCUCCGCUGCACAGGAAGGUCAACAAACUGAAGUUGAAGGUCAGGUAGAGGGUGAAGGUCAUAGAUCAGAUGUCAAGUUCAACACUAUAUCUCUCGUCAGGCCGGAGAAAAAAAUUAAAUUUGUCGACCAAAUAACGAAAUCUCACUGUCCAAUCAUAUGCACGACCCCUUCCUACUGCUCACCUGCUAUUAGUCCGUGGACUCCAACCUCGGCCAAUAGGAAACCGGGAUUCACUGAUAUGAAGGUCCUGGGUAACGAAAAUAAGGCGGCCCUCAAUAAAUCACAGUGGACACCCCUUAUCAUUCAGUACCACUCAGUGGAAGUUUAG